CCUCGCCGGACCCCGACUGGAGUGAUUGUCGUCGUCCCCGUUCUCCGCCAGUAGCGCCGCUCAUUAUUUAUCUUCUAUUAAAGCUCAAUCUGUACGUUAUAAUUACACAAAACCAUACUGUUUCUCACAUAUAUUUGAAAAAAAUGAAGAAAUCAGACAGAAAUGGGGAAAACUCAUCUUCUAGCCAGAAGAAGAAGAGUUUUGGCCUCCAAAUCGGUGAAAAAGAUGUUGCAUCAAGCAUAAUAGGUGGUAUAGUUGAAAAAGGUUUCAGCACGCCGGUGUCACAACCUCAAGUCACUGUUCUUCCGUUUCCGGUUGCUCGACACCGCUCUCACGGACCACAUUGGGCUCCAAGGACUAGCAGUUCAAGCAUCCAUGAUAACGAUGAGGAGGACGAUGGAGAAUAUGAAGAUCAUACAGACUUUAAUCUGCUUGCUGCUAAUGCUAAACCCAUUCACAGGAAACAAAAAAAAAGUUUGAAUCUUAAACAAUGGCAAGAACUCACAACUGAUGAUAACACUACCAAGAAACAACACAAGUAUAAUGGUAGUGCAAAACCAAGUGAUCCAAAAAAGGAAUCAGGUAACACAAAUUCAGAAGUACCAAAGAGCCACAAGCAAAAAGCAGGCAAUGUUGGUAUUGAUGCUGUCCAAAGUAAUCUUGACAAUGGUACACAGUCAACCAUCAAGUCAAAGGACAUAUCAAGAAAAGUAAAGGUAGAAUCCAAAGAUGAGAUUAUGAUGGAUGUAGGGGAGUUAAGUAUGCCAACAUCUCAUGGUUCUACAAGUAUGGAGAGUGAGAUUGAUGCUGAAAAUCGUGCAAGGUUGGAGAAGAUGUCCACUGAUGAAAUUACAGAGGCUCAAGCUGAAAUAAUGAAGAAGAUGGAUCCUGCAUUGAUAAAGAUAUUGCAAAAAAGGGGACAAGAUAAAAUGAGUAAGAAAAGUUCUUCUACCUCUGCUAUUGCCUCCAUUGAUGCCAAGAAUCAGAAAGAAUCAAUCAUCUCAGAGACUGAUAAUGCUCAAAAGAUGAUAAAAACAAAUCCUAAUCAUUCAACAACUGGAUUAGAAAGUAAGUCAAAUGGCAGCAGUUUAUGGGAUGCAUGGAGCACAAAUGUUGAGGCUGCAAGAGAUUUAAGGUUUUCUUUAAAUGGUGAUGUGUUAAGUGAUUAUGGUAAUGAAUCUGCCAAGGGUAUUUAUGGAAGUGAAAAUGCUGCAGAACGUGACUUUCUUAGAACUGAGGGUGACCCUAGUGCUAUUGGUUACACCAUUAAAGAGGCACUAGCUCUCACUAGAAGCGUGGUCCCUGGACAACGGGCUCUUGCAUUGCAUCUUCUUGCAUCUGUUCUUUAUAAAGCACAAGAUAAUAUUUGCAGAAACCAAACAGGGUCAACUUUGAAAAUUGGUAAUCAGAAUAAUAAUGUUGACUGGGAGGCUCUUUGGGCUUUUGCAUUAGGCCCAGAACCUGAACUUGCUUUAUCACUCAGGAUGUGUCUUGAUGACAACCAUAAUUCUGUGGUUAUCGCAUGUGCAAGAGUCAUUCAGUGUGUUCUUAGCUAUGAUUUUAAUGAGCACUUUUUUAAUAUCUCUGAGAAAACAGGAAUUUAUGAGAAGGAUAUCUAUACGGGUCCCAUCUUUAGAAGUAGACCCAAGAUUGAUGUUGGUUUUCUUCAUGGUGGAUUUUGGAAAUACAACACUAAACCCUCAAAUAUUUUUCCUUUUAAUAAAAUUAUGAGGGAUGAGGAGGGUGAUGAAGAAGAAGAACACACAAUAAAAGAUGACAUUGUGGUUGCUACACAGGAUAUUUUAGCAGGGUUAGUUAGAAUGGGUAUCCUUCCAAGAAUUCGCUAUCUACUUGAGUCUGAUCCUUCAACAGCUUUGGAAGAAACCCUAAUUUCCAUACUGGUUGCAAUAGCAAGGCAUUCCCCUACAUGUGCAGAUGCAAUCAUGAAAUGUGAGAGAUUAGUUCAACUUAUUGUCCACAGAUUCACUACAAAUAACCAAAUGGGAGUUGACUUUAUAAAGAUAAAAUCUGUUACACUUAUAAAGGUACUGGCUCAAUCCGGGAGGUGUAAGGAAUUUGUAGACAAUGGAACUUUCCAGAAGCUGACAUGGCAUUUGUAUCGUUGUGCUUUGGGUAUUGAUGACUGGAUGAAUAAAGAAACCGAAAAGGUCAAACUUUGGUCAACUUUGCUCAUUGAACAGCUAAGGUUUUGGAAGGUCUGCUUACAAUACGGGUAUUGUGCAUCUUAUUUUGCGGACAUGUUCCCUGCCCUUUUCAUUUGGUUAGACGUUCCCUCGUUUGAGAAAUUGAGGGGCAAAAACGUCAUUAACGAAUUCCUUUCCAUCACUAACGAAGCAUAUUUGGUCCUCGAGGGUUUAACAAGAACACUCCCAAAUUUUUACUUAAAAAAGAUAGAUCAUUCAGAGACUUGGAGCUGGAGCAAUGUGGGUCCCAUGAUUGAUUUGGCACUUAAAUGGAUAUCACUAAAAAGUGAUCCGGAAGUAUUUACCUUUUUGUCCCUAAAAAAAGAAGGGUUGACUCCCAUGUUAUGGGUGAUUUCAGCUGUUUUCCACAUGCUUUUUGGUGUUCUCAAAAGUGUGUUUCCAGAAGAUAACUCUAAGAAGCUUCCAUGGCUACCUGAUUUUGUCCCAAAGAUUGGACUACACAUAAUCAAGAAUGAGCUUUUGAGCUUUAACAAAGUCAACAAAGAUUCCUUCUUUGACUUUCUGAGUCAAUGCAGACAUGAAAGCGAUCAGGAAACAUCAUUAGCCUCUGUGUGUUGCCUUAAUGGGUUAACAAGUGUUGUUGUCUUAAUCAAUAAGUUGAUUAACCUAAACAACACUGAGACCAAAGUUUCUUCAAUCGAGCAUGACAAUAUAACAUUCCAUGAGAAAAUUCUUACUGAUGGCAUACUCGAGUGUUGUACAUCUGAGAUGACAACUUUCAUGAAGUUGACUUCUUCUGCUGGUCAACUCUCACAAUCUGUUGAAAUGUUUGGAAGAGGCGGGCCCGCGCCAGGUGUCGGUGUCGGAUGGGGGGCGGCUGGCGGUGGUUUUUGGUCUUCAAACAUUUUGGUUGCACAAAUGGAUGCAAGAUUGGUUUUACAGUUGGUUGAGAUAUAUUUUAAAAACCCCUCAAAUGAAGUUACAGUGGAGAGAAUAAGUUGUCUUUUUGACUUACUUUUACUUGUGGGACCCAGGGACAGGGGUAUAAUGGACAAAACACUCGAUAUUUUACUACAACCAUCAAAUCUCAAGUUUCUUGAUGUCAGUAUCCGUAAUUCCCUUGAUCAAAAAACAUUUGAGUGGGAGUAUACUGAAGAGGAGUUGUUAACAUCUAGUGAGAAUUUAAUCUCUCAUUAUAAGAACAGAUGGCUGAAUAUAAAAAAGUCAAAGUCAAAAUCAAAAGUCAAACCCAGCGAUCCGAGUUCCAAAAAGACCAGAUUCUCACUCGACACCAUUCAGGAAGACGUUGACCAAUCGAUUCGGUCAACUUUGGUAACCGAAUGGGCUCAUCAACGGCUACCACUUCCCAAUCAUUGGUUCCUCAGUCCGAUCUCAACCGUUGACUUGGUCAACCUUCCGGUCAAACCUACCUUCCCUGAAGUUGCAAGAUCCGGGCUUUUCUUUCUUUUAGGUCUUGAAUCAAUAUCCAAUCACGUUUCUUCAAAUUCCAUCAAGGGCGUUCCCGUCAUUUGGAAGCUUCAUGUUUUAUCUGUAACUUUAUUCGCGGGGUUGGAUCUUUUAGAGGAGGAGAAAACUAGAGACGUUUACAGCACUUUACAGGAGUCUUACGGGAAAAUUCUUGAUAAAAAAAUUUCAGAAAUCGGGUCAAAGAAUAGCGUUGACUUUCUGAAGUUUGACCAGGAGAUACACGAUAGUUACACCACAUUUAUAGAAACUCUUGUGGAGAAUUUUGCUGGAGCAUCAUAUGGUAAUUUGUUAUACGGGAGACAAAUUUCAAUGUAUUUGCAUAGAUGUGUUGGAGGGCAAAUUCGACUUUCUACUUGGAAUGCAUUAUCAAAUAUUAGAGCUCUUGAGCUUUUGCCACCAUUAGAGAAAUGUUUAUCACAAGAGGAAGGUUACUUAGAACCUCCCGAGGAUGAUGAAAAGAUUCUAGAAGCGUAUGUGAAAUCAUGGGUUUGUGGAGCUCUUGAUAAAUCAGUAACAAGAAAUUCAGUUUCAUUCACAUUGGUUAUUCACCAUUUAUCGUAUUUCAUAUUUGGUGAUCAUGUUGGUGAUAAAGUUUCAUUGCGAAAUAAGUUGGCUAAAUCUAUCCUUCGUGAUUAUUCACGUAAAUCAGAGCAUGAGGGUAUGAUGGUCAAACUAAUACAAUAUACAAAUGCAAAAAGUUAUCAAAAACUGGAUCAAGCAGAAGAUUUGUUGUUACUCCAUGAGAUAGAAAGGAGGUUUAUGGUAUUGAGGGAAGCUUGUGAAGGGAAUGCUACGCUUUUGAGUAUAGUGGAAAAGCUCAACAACACCAUCAUGAAGCAACAAUAGUUUUAUUAAAAUGCUCACAAUGUAUAUUGAUGAUGAUAAAAUAGGGAAAACUUGUGGAACACAGAAUGCAGUGUAUGAUCUUUUUUGUGAAUGAUCAGGGUAUUUGAAAAUUUUUAGAAAUCAAUUGAUGGAAGUUGAUAACAGAAGUGUGUAACUUUUUAAACCAAUGAUUUAAGUAUUUCCUACUAUGCCAAUCUUUAGAGUCAUGUAAUGAUAGUCCACAUCAGUAAAAGUAUUCGUUAAUAUGUAAUAAAUAUUACAUAAUAUAUAAUAUAUAGUACGCACUAUAUGACACAUACAUUGUAUAAUGCAUCAUGC
Messenger RNA from Lactuca saligna, 4817 nucleotides. The record is from the annotation of a GenBank genome assembly. NCBI's taxonomy places the organism in Eukaryota, Viridiplantae, Streptophyta, Magnoliopsida, Asterales, Asteraceae.